This is a messenger RNA of Argentina anserina (silverweed cinquefoil), 2238 nucleotides long. Its product is annotated as transcription factor IIIB 70 kDa subunit. NCBI's taxonomy places the organism in Eukaryota, Viridiplantae, Streptophyta, Magnoliopsida, Rosales, Rosaceae. The record is from RefSeq and is a predicted model, not a curated record. The transcript has 19 exons. Gene Ontology annotation, molecular function: RNA polymerase III type 3 promoter sequence-specific DNA binding; TBP-class protein binding; RNA polymerase III general transcription initiation factor activity. Gene Ontology annotation, biological process: transcription by RNA polymerase III; transcription preinitiation complex assembly; DNA-templated transcription initiation. Gene Ontology annotation, cellular component: nucleus; transcription preinitiation complex; transcription factor TFIIIB complex. Bases 140 to 2005 code for a protein of 621 amino acids.
UCCAGUUCCUGAGCUGACGCAACACAAGUACAAGAAAACAACCGAAAAAACUCAACUCAACUCUGCUGUCGUCUAGAUUCAAUUCGAAUUGGGCAACCCGAGUUGGAGUUGCCCUUGUCUUCUGCGUUGACGAGCGAGAAUGGUAUGGUGUUCUGCCUGCGUCAAAAACGUGGAAGGAACCAGCGAUGCUGGCAGACUAUGGUGUUCUGGGUGUGGCAAGGUUUUAGAGGAUCAGAUUUUCUCUGAGGAACCCACUUUCAUUAAGAAUGCCGCCGGUCAGAGCCAAUUGGCUGGAAGAUAUGUGCGCUCCAGGGAAAGUGAUAUCUCCGCUUCUCGCGAAAGGAUACUCGAAAACGCUGAAUAUGAACUGAGAUGUAUGAGAAAUGCUUUAGAUAUGGGGGACAAUGAAGAAAUCAUUGACAUAGCUAAACGCUUUUAUAGAAUCGCAAUUGAGCGGAAUUUUACAAGGGGGCGCAAGUCGGAGCAAGUACAGGCUGCAUGUCUUUACAUUGCAUGUCGGGAAAAGAAGAAGCCGUAUCUUCUUAUUGAUUUUUCAAACUACUUGAAGAUAAAUGUCUAUGUUCUAGGAGCUGUGUUUUUGCAACUUUGCAAGGCUCUGAGGCUUGAUGAGCAUCCUAUUGUUCAGAAACUUGUCGAUCCCUCCUGGUUUAUUCAUAGAUUUACUGAGAGUUUACCAGGAGGAAGGGAUAAGGGGGUCAUGCAAACUGCACAAAAGAUUAUCACAAGCAUGAAACGGGAUUGGAUGCAGACAGGCAGAAAACCCAGUGGACUCUGUGGUGCUGCAUUAUAUAUAUCAGCACUUUCACAUGGUGUCAAGUGCACUAAGUCUGAUAUCAUCAAAAUUGUACAUGUUUGUGAUGCUACAUUGACUAAGCGGCUGGUUGAAUUUGAGAAUACAGAAUCUGGGAGCUUGACGAUUGAAGAGUUUCUCGUGAAGGCAAAGGAACUGGAUGAGUUAAGCAAACAACCAAUUAUUGCUGAUAAAAUGGAUAACACAGAUGGCAGCCCUUCUGAACAGAAGAUCCUUUGUGAACAUAAGGAUUUUGAGAAACCUUAUGCAUAUGGGCUUUGUCAAACCUGUUAUGAUGAUUUUAUGACAAUUUCAGGUGGACUUGACGGAGGGGCUAAUCCUCCAGCUUUCCAGCGUGCGGAAGUAGAGAGAUUGAAAAAGGCAUCUGCAGAGCCAAUUGCUAAUGACUUCUGUAUUGAUUCGAUUGCUUAUGAGAGCCUUGACAACAUUAAUCAGUCAUCCAAGUUUGAGAAAGAGAAUAGCACAAAUUCAGGAAGCGAGAACAUAGGACGGCUACAUAUGGAGCCUGAAAGUGAUGGGGCUGCCAUGGAGAAUACAGCUCUUGACACUGGAACCGAAAAUUGUGAUGAGCCUGAUAACUUGUCAGAUAUUGACGAUGCGGAGGUUGACAGCUACCUCCUUAAUAAAGAGGGGCAACGCUAUAAAAAGAUGAUCUGGGAGGAAAUGAACCGCGAGUACAUUGAGGAGCAAGCAGCAAAGGAGGAAGCCGCCAAGGCUGCUAUGGAUAUCAAUUGUCCAGAAGCUGCAAAGAAACUUGCACAAAGUACUGAAGCAGCUGUUGCCAAGAGAAGAAAGGAGAGGCAGCUAGCUAGAGCAGCUGAAGCGAAAAACGCUACUCCAGCUCAGACUGCUGCAGAAGCUGUCCACCAAAUCCUGACUAAGAAGAGACUCAGCUCAAAAAUCAACUUUGAUGUCCUGGAGAAUAUGUUCGAAAAAACUGAGGCUCCUGAUGUCUCUCGGAAAAGAAAAAUUGAUUCACAUCUUGACAAUGACGACAAGUUGCCCCAUGAUAGUGAAGAGCUUGAAUUCGAUGCAUACAAAGAUGAUGACUUGGGUAUAGAACAGGAAUAUGGCGAUGAAGAAGGAAUUGAGUAUGGAGAUGAAGAAGCCAUUGACGACGUAACCUAUAACGAUUACAAUGAUGAUGGGGAAGUAGAUGAAAACUGGGAUUAGCUGUUCCGUCACCACGUUUGCAGCAUCCUAAAAUUUCCGAAGUUGCUUUACCUAUAUAGGAGAUAGUAUAGGAAAUGUUCAUUGUUUAUAGAGUUGUAUUAGUAAUUACCAAGCCCAAUAAAUGCAAGUGCGCUCUAAUUUUUAGUGCAGAAAUAUAGAUAACACUGGACAAUUUCCUGAUCUGUACUGUAACUUAGUCUUUAAUUACCAAAUAAAAAUCGUUUUUCAUGUGG